Leptonychotes weddellii (Weddell seal) is the source of this 1401-nucleotide messenger RNA. RefSeq names its product chromatin modification-related protein MEAF6. The record is from RefSeq and is a predicted model, not a curated record. Lineage: Eukaryota; Metazoa; Chordata; Mammalia; Carnivora; Phocidae. Gene Ontology annotation, cellular component: histone acetyltransferase complex.
GCAAGCCCAACAUGGUGAUGCACAACAAGGCGGCGCCUCCGCAGAUCCCAGACACCCGGCAGGAGCUGGCGGAGCUCCUGAAGUGGAAGCAGGAGCUGGCGGAAACACUGGCAAACUUGGAGAGACAGAUCUAUGCUUUUGAAGGAAGCUACCUGGAAGACACUCAGAUGUAUGUCAAUAUUAUUCGUGGCUGGGAUCGGUAUCUGACCAACCAGAAAAACUCCAAUAGCAAAAAUGAUCAAAUGAACCGGAAGUAUAAGGAAGCUGAGCGGCUCUUCAGUAAAUCCUCAGUUACUUCAGCAGCUGCAGUAAGUGCAUUGGCAGGAGUUCAGGAUCAGCUCAUUGAAAAGAGGGAGCCAGGAAGUGGGACGGAAAGUGAUACUUCUCCAGACUUCCACAAUCAGGAGAAUGAGCCCAGCCAGGAGGACCCUGAGGACCUGGAUGGAUCUGUGCAGGGAGUGAAGCCUCAGAAGGCUGCUUCUUCUACUUCCUUAGGGGGUCAUCAUGUCAGCCGUAAAAAACGAAAGAAUAAAAACCAACACAGGAUUGAUCUGAAGUUAAACAAAAAACCACGAGCUAUUAGAAGACUCAUUAGUGCAGAAGCUUCCAGGCUGUAGAGCCCUGCUUCCCUCCUCCAACCUCACAAAGAUACAUAUCCCUCACCUGAGUGUGCGGCCAUCCACCUCUGCUUUCCCAGACCCAGUGCUUGUGACUCUGAAUAGUUUGUUCUGAAACGUGGUGACAAGCCAUUUCUGUAAGACCACAUUGGAUCAUUUACUGUGUGUCAUUUUUAGUAACAGAACUGCAAGAAGACCAAGACAUGGUUAUAAUUCCAGCAAGUUGUUAACUGUGCAUUUCUCCCUUCUUGGAAUGAAUGUGUCCCCCCGAACUGGCUUGCACCAGCUUCAUCUGUGAUACCCAUUGAGAAAUGUUCUCUGGUUUUGUUUUAUGCUGAAGUUAGAACAUAGGUCACGUUUCAGAGGGAGGCUGUAAAUACUGGGCAUUUUCUUAUUUUGUUUGUGUUUUAUUAUUUUUCUAUUGUUUUUACCAUCUUCUUUUCUUUGGGGACUUUCUGUAAUGCCAUUGUACAGCUCAUACCUUCCUGCCGACAUAUCUGAUCAUCUGCUUCAUGCAAUUGCCAAUAAUCUUCACUGAAAAUAAUCUGGUUUACCAUAAAGAAAAUGGGGAACUUGGCUCUGUGUUUUUGCAGGGGGAAGGUAAAGAGGGUUUAUUUAAUAAUUACCUAUCUUAAAUCUUUCUGCGUUGGAGGCAGUUUCAUAUUCAAGGAACAGGAAAAGCUGAAAAACCUAAGUUUAAAUCAAUCCUUUUAAAAUAGAUAUUUUUAUUCUUUUAUAUAAAUAAAAUUUCGCAGGUGUUGACUUCUCAUGCUUUACUUUUAAA